Botrytis porri is the source of this 2131-nucleotide messenger RNA. RefSeq lists its product as uncharacterized. Gene Ontology annotation, molecular function: heme binding; iron ion binding; oxidoreductase activity, acting on paired donors, with incorporation or reduction of molecular oxygen. The coding region runs from base 356 to 2131 and encodes 591 amino acids. Lineage: Eukaryota; Fungi; Ascomycota; Leotiomycetes; Helotiales; Sclerotiniaceae. The record is from RefSeq and is a predicted model, not a curated record. The transcript has 8 exons.
CUUCAUUUGCUCUUACCCUUUUUUUUUUGGCGAAAAUGAUGGGGGUAGCGUUUCAAUAUUGAUGGGAUUUUAUUACUUUAUAUCAUUACCUAUCAUCACUCUCUCUGGGGAAAUAAUGAUGAAGAUAUAUAGAAACCGAAGCUGAAGUGGUGUUCUUUGAAAUGAGAUGAAAUAUAUUCCUGAGUGACUUUGACGGGAGAAAUGUAUUUGGUUUAUUGACGAUAUCGGUGGUUAGAUCAAACAGAGUCGUCGGUUGACCAGCAGUCAGAGUGAAGAAAGUGAAUACCUCAAUCUCUGUUCGGCCUUGCCAACUCAUUCACCUCGAUAAUCCGUCUUCCUCGCUCAACUUCAAAUCAUGAAUUCACCCUUCUCGGAUAUGAAGCUUUGUCCUAAUAAGAUGGCUUCAAUUUUAUAUUUGGGAAGCCUCAAUUUUCUCCUACGAUUUCAAGAUUUGACUACUACGGGAACAACGAUAGGAAAUCCAUCGUCUCUCAGUAUAUCAAGAUCAUCAACAUCUUCAAAACAUACAAAAGACACAGAGGUGAAGAAAGGUCUAUAUCGCCAAACAAUGAGACUUCUACAACCAUUCAUGGAGCACUGGCUCUUGAUUCUCGUUACGACGUUUUUGGUAUAUCAGGUUACGUUGGUGGUUUAUCGACUUUAUUUUAGUCCUUUGGCGAAGUUUCCGGGUCCGAAAUUGGCGGCGGCAAGUCUUUGGUAUGAAUUCUACUAUGAUGUUUGGUGUGAUGGACAAUUUACUUUUAAGAUCAGAGAGUUGCAUAAGGUUUAUGGUCCCAUCAUCCGCAUCUCUCCCCAUCAACUCCACGUCUACGACCCUGCAUUUUAUGAAGAAUUAUAUUCCCAACACAAAGUCCGUCACAAGUAUGCCUACUUUCUCGAUCGUUUCCAACUUCCCGCUUCAGCUUUUGGAAGUGUAGAUUACAAACUUCAUCGAGAAAGACGCGCUGCUCUCAAUAAAUAUCUCUCGAAGCAAACGAUCAAGAAAUUGGAACCUAUGUUACUUGAUAUGCUUGAUAAGUUAUGUGGAAGAAUUGAAGAGUUCAAGGAAAAGGGUGAGAAGUUGGAUAUGAGAAUUGUUUAUCAGUGUUUUAUUACUGAUGUUAUUACUUUGUACGCACUAAAUCGUUCUUGGAAUCAUCUUGAUUCUCCCAAUUUCUCACCCCUCUGGGUCGAAACAAUAGCCGAGACCGUCAAAUUAGGUCAUCUCCUAACACAAUUUCCUAUUCUCCUACCUAUUUCUCUAGCACUUCCCAGAUGGUUCUUAAAAAUCACCAAACCUGGUUUUGCUCUGCUUAUGGAUUUUCGCAAGGCAAUUGAAGUAGAUACUAAGAAUAUUCUCGAUGGCAACUAUAAAUUUGAUCCUGAUAAAGGCAAUGGAAUUGAAGGAACAAUUGUCCAUGCAAUUCUUGAAUCGGAUGAAAUUCCUCCGUCGGAAAAAGAAUUCAAGAGAUUGUUUGAAGAGGCUUUUGUACUGAUUGGAGCUGGGAGUGAUACGGUUUCGAAUAUGUUGACUAACACACAUUUCCAUCUUCUCGACAAUCCACAACAUCUGAAAACCUUAAGGGAAGAAUUAAAAUCUGUUAUGACAGAUAGGUACGCAAGAGCUUGUUUGAAAGAUCUUGAAGGUCUUCCGUUUUUAAAUGCUGUCGCUAAUGAAGGUUUGAGACUUUCUUAUGGUAUAUCAACUCGUCUUCCUCGCGUUUCUCCUUAUGAAGUCAUGAUGUAUAAAGAUUGGGAGAUUCCUGCUGGUACACCCGUCUCAAUGACCUCAGUCCACAUGCAUCAAAACCCCGACAUCUUUCCCGACCCUCUGACCUUCAAUCCCUACCGCUGGUUAACCUCUACUCCCGCCAAUAAUUCUUCUUCCACCACUCUCACCCCCGACAAAACUCUCGAAAAAUAUCUCGUCGCUUUCAGCAAAGGAUCGCGCUCUUGUGCAGGCAUCAAUCUCGCCAAAGCCGAGAUUUUACUCACGCUCGCGACGAUUUUUAGAAGAUAUGAAGUACAGGAGUUGGUGGAGACAGAUAGGAGAGAUGUGGAGGUGAAGAGGGAUUUAUUUUUGCCGUUUCCCGAGGUGGGAAGGGGGGGUGUGAGGGUCAGGUAUGGAUAG